Messenger RNA from Penicillium olsonii, 906 nucleotides. The record is from the annotation of a GenBank genome assembly. Lineage: Eukaryota; Fungi; Ascomycota; Eurotiomycetes; Eurotiales; Aspergillaceae.
AUGCCAGACACCCCAGUGUGGGCCCAGUCGGGAUGGCACGACUAUCUAGCUGCUCGGAACUCGGGGCUCCCUCGUCUGCCUGCUGUGACGAAAAUCAGCCCAGAGGUGGUGCGAAUCCUGGGUGGGAAUCCAGGUGAUAUGCAGAUGCAAGGGACCAACACAUAUCUCGUGGGAACUGGUCAGUCGCGAAUCUUGAUCGAUACUGGGGAGGGAAUCCCCAUUUGGCUCUCCACGCUGGUGGAGUAUCUUACACAGAAUCAAUUGAGCAUCUCUCUGGUGCUCUUGACACACUGGCACAUCGACCAUACCGGGGGUGUCCCCGACCUCCUCGCGCAAUAUCCACAUCUAAAGGAUUCCGUGUACAAAGCUCAGCCGGACUGUGGCCAGACUUCCAUUCGUGAUGGGCAAAUUUUCACCACUGAAGGAGCUACGUUAAGAGCUCUGUUCACACCCGGGCAUAGCCUCGAUCACAUGUGCUUUGUGCUAGAGGAGACUGAGACUAUGUUUACCGGCGACAAUGUUCUUGGACAUGGCAACAGCGUUGUUGUCGAAGAUCUAGGGCGAUACAUGGCGAGUUUAAAAAGGAUGAAGGAUAACAUUGAGAAUGAGGACAUGCAAGUUGGAUACCCAGGGCAUGGCGCUGUGAUCGAAGACUUGCCCUCAAAGCUCACGGUGUAUAUGAGGCACUGGGAGACACGGGAGAGGGUGGUUAUGGCCGCUUUUAAGAAGCCUGGAACUAACGCCAGAUCGCUCUUCACGACCAGCGAGGUAACAAGACACCUAUAUGGGCCUGACAUGGAAGAAAUGGCGAGGCCUUUUGUAUCGCAAGUCUUGUCCAAGUUAUCCGAGGAGGGAAAAAUCAGCUUUGCUCCAAUGGGGGAUAAGAAGAAAUGGUUCGCAAUCUGA